This is a messenger RNA of Labrus bergylta (ballan wrasse), 2460 nucleotides long. NCBI's taxonomy places the organism in Eukaryota, Metazoa, Chordata, Actinopteri, Labriformes, Labridae. The record is from RefSeq and is a predicted model, not a curated record.
GAAGCCGCUGAGUCCCCGGAGGGUGGAAGUGUGACGCUAAGUGGAAAAACCGACGUUAAUUGAAGGACACGAAGAAGAAGCUCGUUCAUGACAAACAGCAGGAAGUGUUGUGUUUGUUUUGGUCUUAAAGUCAAGGUGUUGUCAUGGGAAACCAAGUUAAAUAACAAGUCGCGGACUUUCGUGACUCCACAGCGGGGCUGCAGCAGGUGGAAGCAGCAGCCGCCGACAUGGACAACCUGAACUGGAAACCGUUCAUCUACGGCGGCAUGGCCUCGAUUGUCGCAGAAUUCGGGACAUUUCCUGUUGACCUGACUAAGACCAGGCUCCAGGUUCAGGGUCAGUCCCAGUACACCGAGGUCCGCUACAGAGGAAUGUUUCACGCCCUCUUCAGGAUCGGCAAAGAGGAGGGCUGCCGGGCGCUCUACUCCGGGAUCUCUCCUGCUCUGCUCAGACAAGCCUCAUACGGGACAAUCAAGAUCGGAACCUACAACUCUCUGAAGAGGCUGUUUGUCACUCAUCCAGAAGAUGAGACGAUGGUCAUCAACGUGUUCUGUGGCGUCGUUUCUGGCGUUCUGUCCUCCUCUCUGGCCAACCCCACCGACGUCCUCAAGAUCAGGAUGCAGGCGCAGGGCAGUCUGCUCCAAGGCAGCAUGAUGUCCAACUUCAUCAACAUCUACCAGACGGAGGGAACCAGAGGCCUGUGGAGAGGUGUCAUACCCACAGCACAGCGAGCAGCCAUUGUUGUUGGGGUGGAACUUCCUGUUUAUGACAUCACCAAGAAGCACCUUCUCCGCUCAGGCGUGAUGGGAGACACCAUUUUGACACACUUUAUUUCCAGUUUCACGUGCGGGUUGGCGGGAGCUCUGGCGUCCAACCCCGUGGACGUGGUGCGGACCCGGAUGAUGAACCAGCGGGUUUCGUCGGGAGCCCCCAUGUACAAAGGGACGCUGGACGGACUGAUGCAGACGUGGAAGAACGAGGGUUUCUUCGCUCUCUAUAAGGGAUUCUGGCCAAACUGGCUCAGACUGGGACCUUGGAACAUCAUCUUCUUCAUCACCUUCGAGCAGCUGAAGAAGCUCCCGUUCUAAAGCGUGCCGGAUGUGGGACUUCACUGCUCUGUCAAACUGUGUCGGGGGGGGGGGGACCUGGAGUUUCGGCACCUGUGUAAUCACACUCCCUUUUCAAAUCCAUACCAAUUAUACAGCCGAGUCUCCCCCAUCCGCUCAUGCUCAUCCAAAUCUUCUGUUAUCUUAUUCUUUUGCAAAGUGUUUUUAUUUAUUGUGACUGGUUCUUUUUUUUUUUUAAAGGACAUUUUUAAAGACUGUCGCUUUGAUGAUCACUCCCACCCUCAGCCUCCUUUGAACCUCCCCAGGCAGCUAGGUUUGGUUGUAGCAAAAGAUUUGAAACUUUGAGAGAGUAGUUUUUUUUGGGUUUUUUUCUUACUUGUUCCCAAAGGAAACACAGGAGCUCAGCUCUGUGGAUCAGGUGAGCUCGGCCCUCUCUACAUGACAGUAGAGAUAUUUUUGAUGGUUUCCUCUGGAUUCCUACGCAGAUCUGGAGGAAAGAAAAACAUUGGAAAUUAAUUUAUUUUUAGUAAAGAUAGGAGUUGCUGAAUGUCACUCGAGGCAUGCAUGGCUAGUUUGUAAUUUUUUUUUUUUAAAAGAACAGAAAGUUAACUUUAAAAAUGGAGGAUGUGUAGGAACCCUGCAGUUUUUGUCAUAGGCACUGCAUGAAAUGUGUUGAAUGUUGAGGGAUCGCAUGGAAGGACAACAAACUGUUACAGCGUGUUAAAGAGGCGGAUUUAAGAUAAAGUUCAUGGUGACUGAAAAGAGGAGAUAAUCCUCUUCACUCCAGGGUUAGGGUUAGUUAGGGUUAAGUUUAUCUCCGUAAAGAAAGGUCAGGGUCUUUGUUUCACUAAAGUGUCAAAAAUGGGUCAGAAAGCCCCUCAAAAUGUCACAGUGUGGUUUCUGACUUUGGGUCAUUUGACUGGAAAUCUGUCAGAACUGCCGCCUGAUUUUAAAGCUGAGGAAAACAAUAUUUAUUGUUUGUUUUUUAUUUUUGUGUUCAUAACGAGCUACUGAAGUUUUACUUGAAACCAAUCAGGAACGAGCACACACACACACACACACACACACACACACACAGAGUUUCUGGUUUCAGAACAGACCCGAUUACGUUGACAGACUCGGUUACCAUAGUAACAGACUCAGCUAAAGUUACCUCAUUUCUGAAACGUCAAACCCAGAGUUUCCUUCAUUUCAGGGUUAACUUACUCGGGCCUUUCUGAAACGGGCCUCAGGUCGGACACCGUUAAUUAAAGUGUUUGUUUUUGCUUUAGACGUUAGUUAUGUGUUGCACCUCCGGUCUGCUGCUGAAGUAGGAACAAAUGGUUUGCACACAAAGUGAUGUUCCAUAAUUUCAAUAUCGACUGAAAUAAAUCAAUCCAGUAUGUCUUGAAAA